Messenger RNA from Aspergillus steynii IBT 23096, 519 nucleotides. RefSeq lists its product as uncharacterized. The record is from RefSeq and is a predicted model, not a curated record. The transcript has a single exon. The coding region runs from base 207 to 479 and encodes 90 amino acids. NCBI's taxonomy places the organism in Eukaryota, Fungi, Ascomycota, Eurotiomycetes, Eurotiales, Aspergillaceae.
GGUACUCACCCGACUGAUGAUAUCAUCGUAAUCAGCAAGAUGCGUUUUGCAUUGCUUGCACCCAAAGAUUUUGUUGGAGGUGAGAUACACGUUGUAUGCCAGACCCAUUGUGAUCUAUCGUCAGCUUUCUUCCCACUGCCGCCCGUCGAAGGUACGUCCUGGAAUGUGAGCUCGCCAAGUCUAAGGCAGGAGCAGAUGAUAGAUGAAUGUGGCAGAGAGGAAAAGAACAAGAACAGUGGUUUUCUUCUUCUGGAAGUUCCUUCUCGCCUGAGAUUGGUUUUCCUCGAAAGGGGAGCCCGGUUUGGCUGCAAGUCCAAGCGCUGGUGGUUCCACCGGGGGGUCGAGCUGGGAGGUCAACACCAGGGGGUUCACUGGUGGGGAUUCUGAUAUUUAUGGUGGUGCUGAGACGGCAGCAGAGGAUGAUCAGGCCUAGUAUUUGGGGUGAAGUAAAUAGAAUAGUUGUACGGGGGGUAGGCUAGGGGGCAGAAGUCCGACAACCGGGGAUAAGCGGGACGUGCA